This is a messenger RNA of Pyricularia oryzae 70-15, 2352 nucleotides long. RefSeq lists its product as uncharacterized. Gene Ontology annotation, biological process: negative regulation of transcription by RNA polymerase II; anatomical structure morphogenesis; cell differentiation. Bases 1 to 2352 code for a protein of 783 amino acids. Gene Ontology annotation, molecular function: RNA polymerase II cis-regulatory region sequence-specific DNA binding; DNA-binding transcription factor activity, RNA polymerase II-specific. The transcript has 2 exons. Lineage: Eukaryota; Fungi; Ascomycota; Sordariomycetes; Magnaporthales; Pyriculariaceae. The record is from RefSeq and is a predicted model, not a curated record.
AUGCUGACAAGGUCGGCCAGCCUCCACGGCAACGGUUCUGAUCUUUACCUCUCGGGCAGGACUCUGAACAACCCGGGCCAGCGCUCUGGUUCUCUGACUGCCGCUACUGCCUCGUCUGCGAGGCGCUUCCCAGAGUCCACCUCGUCGUCGCCGCCUCAGCAUCGAAGCACGCCGGAAUCGCCCUCGCCCUUGUCGACUCUCGGGCAUCCGGAAGCCUCGAGGAAGCGUGGCCAGUCGGCGCUGCAUCUCGACGAGAGAGAUACGGGCAGUCGGCCUCGUGUCGAACCCAUACAGAUCAGGAGCCCCAAAGGGGACCAUAUCUGUUUGUGCACACCGGCUCCCAAGAUUCGGAGACCGCGAAACGCUUUUAUUCUCUACCGAACUCACCACCAAGCCAGGAUCGUGGCCGAGAACCCCAAGCUCCCCAACCCAGAAAUCUCAAAAAUCAUCGGCUUCCAGUGGCGCGACGAGCCCGAAUCGGUCAAGGAGACGUGGAAGAAGCUUGCGGAAGAGGACAAGCGCAAGCACGCACGACUCUACCCAAACUACAAGUUCCAGCCCCGUCGUGGCGGGAAGCCCGGCUCCGCGGCUCGCACAUCAUCCUGGAGCGAGGGCUCCGAUCCGAGUCACUGUGCCAACUGCGGCGGCAGGUCCAUCACCACGCCCAACACCCCUUCGCUGCCUGGCUCGGUAUUGACGCCCGUCGCAAUGUCUCACAAGAUGAUAGGCGGUCCGCAUGGAAACCCGGCUACUUACCCACCCCCUGGCCGAGCAGGCCCUGAAAACACUUACCCUAGUGCUCGAUUCAUCUUUGGGGACGAACAGGAAGCCAUGUCCUCGCCGUCUAAAAGGCCUCGGCUUGGCAGCGAUGCUGGCUACUAUUACCAUCCGAUGCAGUCCCCACCGCCGCCGCCGCCGCCGCCGCAGCAGCAGCAGCAGCAGCCACCGCACAGUCCAUACACGUCCGGGCCUGGUAGGAUCUAUUACGAACAGCAAGGUCGCCAUCCCUCUGUCGUCCGGCGCCAGACCCAGAGUUAUGUCAUUCCAGCCGAUAGAAAUGGAUACCCGCCGGCACCAGGACACAGCCAACCGCAGCAGUACCGAGGCGCCAUGGCUCCCCCUCCCCCACCCCCAUCGGCGGCACUUCGCCCGUCAAUCAGGUUCGGUUCUGACCGCAGGCCGACGCCCUCCCAGCCAAAGUUUGACGAGUCGCUGCGCCUGCCACCUCUCCAGUCGCGUACAGAACCACAGAAGCAUCAGCAGACGCAACCCUCGCUCCAACAGAAGCCGCAGCAGUCGCCCGUGUCGCAACACCACCAUGGGCGCCAGCAAUCGACCUCGGGGCCCCCACCUGUGUUGGCGACGUCAACAGCCAUCAGCCAGCGCGAGAUCGAGGCGCGCAGCGUCGAGGCAAUGGUCAUGAGCAUCCCCUAUGCCAACAAGCUGCAGGUCCUGGAGCGCAUCAGCCCGCCCCUGGCGCCGCCUGGCCCCAGCAGCCCUGCCGUGGAGACGCGCGGGCCCGUCGUGGCCAUCGAGGGCUCGCACCCGGACCUGAUGGAGGCCGUGGGCAGGAUUCUGCAACGCGUGCUUGAGGACUCUCGCGAGUUUGCCGUCAAGACCUGGUCGGAUAGUAAACCGCCUGCCAUGGCGGCAGGUGAGCAUGUCAUGGAGGAGCAGCUGCAAGACGGGGCGAGCACUCCCGGUGGGGACCGGACCCCAAGAGCGGGAGAAAAGAGAGCUCCGGCGGCGGUCAUCGUCGAGGACAACGCAUCAGAGACGCUGGAGGCGGCAAACAGCGUGGCCGAGUCCGACGCAGAGAUGAGCGACGCACCAAGUGUCUCCCGCCGAAAAUCAUCGUCGGACGCGUCCACCGCACAACAGCCUGGCGGGCUCAGCGCGUUCGUGCCCUACCUGGGCAAGAUACAGGAGUGGCACCGCAGGUCGGACGAGAUGAUCAAGUUCGUCACGACCAAGCCCGUCGGCGGCAACGGCAGGGACACCAGGAUGCCGGUGGCGCUGAUCACGGGCGGCUUCAGCCUGCACAUCUCGGACUGGUUCGCGUCGCGGGUGAGCAUCACGGACGCGUACGCGCCCGUCGACCACUGGCAGUGGAUGGCGACGCUGUGGCGCGGCAUCGUGGGCCCGGACCUGGUCGUCUACGUGCGCAAGUCCAAGGCCGAGGACAUCAGGGCGUUUGGCGCCGUCGAGGUCAAGAGCCCGCGGCUCAUCGUCGUGCGGGUCGACCCGCCGGCCGGCGAGGUGCAACCACGGCUUAGCGAGUCCAUGGAACGCCGAGUCGGCUUUGAGAUUAUGGAGUGGGUGAGAGGUGGAAGCUUUCGUCAGGGGUUCUGA